Molecule: messenger RNA, 767 nt
Organism: Drosophila busckii
Lineage: Eukaryota; Metazoa; Arthropoda; Insecta; Diptera; Drosophilidae
Gene: Mrm2
Product: rRNA methyltransferase 2, mitochondrial
Exons: 1
Coding region: 3-767 (254 amino acids)
Biological process (GO): RNA methylation
Cellular component (GO): mitochondrion
Molecular function (GO): rRNA (uridine-2'-O-ribose)-methyltransferase activity
Source: RefSeq, a predicted model, not a curated record
CAAUGCGAAAGACUGAAUUACAGCGUAGUUAUUUAUUAAUAAAACGUUUGUUUCAAACCCAAAGUGCCGUACAGUAUGCGAAACAGCAGCCACGCAACCUUAAGGGAAGAAGCAAAAGCUCACAGGAUUGGCUUACGCGGCAGCUAGCCGAUCCCUAUGUGGAGAAGGCGCGCAUGAUGAAUUAUCGCUGCCGCAGUGCAUUUAAGCUUAUGGAAAUGGACGACAAGUACAAAAUACUAAAGCCGGGUGAUAUGGUGUUGGAUUGCGGUGCAGCUCCAGGCAGUUGGACACAGGUGGCAGUGGAGCGUACCAAUGCAGCCGGAAAGCAGGAGCGUGCGCCCCAAGGAGCAGUUUUCAGCAUUGACCUAUUGCAUUUUCAUGCUGUGCCGGGUGCGACCAUAUUUGGUGGCAUGGAUUUUACCACAUCGCUAGCCCAGCAGCGUCUGCGAGAAUCCCUUGCCGGUCGACAAGUCAACUGCGUGAUGUCCGAUAUGGCUCCCAAUGCAACAGGAGUACGCAUGCUGGAUCAGGAAAGCAUCACCAAUCUAUGCUAUGAAGUGCUACGCUUUGCUUUAGCUAUGUCAGCGCAUGGAGCUAAUUUGGUAGUGAAAAUCUGGGACAACGGCGAUGUUCCCAAAUUAGAACGCGAUAUUCAGACAUACUACGAAAAAGUUAAGCGAGUUAAACCUCGAGCCAGUCGUGGAGAUUCGGCUGAGCAUUUUCUGUUGGCAAGAGGCUUUAAAGGCUUUCCGCCUGCGCCCACAUAG